AUGAAGUCCAUCUUUAGUGGUUUCCAAUAUGACUCCAGCUCAGAUGAGGAGCUUCACACUCCACCGUCCUCGUUGCCUCCGCCCACUCCACUUGCUCCGAUUGAUCCCGCGACUGCCAUGGUGGUCUACCAGCCUCAGGAGGAGUCUGUGACUGCAUCACCGACUCGGGUGGAUCGAGUUCCCUCGCCUUCUCACGGGAACCAAGAAACCUGCGACUCUUCGUCUUCUCCGCCGAGAGAGGUGACUUCUCGAUUUCCGGUGGUCGAUCUCACUGGUGAUGUUCCUGUUCCCACAGUGUCGAAUCAGGGGAUCUCGUCUCGUCUGCGUAAAAGACAAUCAGCUGUGGAUACGGAUGGUCGUGAAUCCAAGCGUUUGAUGCUGCGGUUGCUUGUGUGGCAAGAUUCAGUCAAAAAGGGGGAGAUUGGGACAAAAUUUCACACGAGAAUAGAUGAAGCUUUGUCUAAAUGGCUUAUGGAUAUUACUAGUGAUGAAAAGAUCGAUGAUGGUGACGCGGAUAUUGAUAUCCCUACAGAGGUGUCGAAUAUUGACUGCCCUGAUUUUAUGAAAACAAUAGUGAAGGAAGUUUAUGGAGAAUCUUUUGCUUCAGCGUCCUCCUAUGGUCCUAGGUAUUGUCGCGACAAGGUCAUUUUGUGUCAUACUGAUGACGAGGUCGAUCAGAUUAAUGACUAUAUGCUUUCACUUUUACCAGGUGAAGAGAAACUAUGUUACAGCGAUGACUGCAUUGCUCCUCCGAGAGAUGAACAUAAAUCAAGGAACCCAAUUGAUUACAUAUUAUUACCUCCGUCAAUGUUUGCUUACUGCGAAGUCCCUGGGGUGCCUCAGCAGGUUCUGAGACUAAAGGUUGGUGCUCCCGUCAUGUUACUUACGGACAUUGAUCCUAGCCGUGGGUUAUCUACUGGGACAAGACUUCAAAUUACUAUGGUGGGUGAUUCUUUGCUUACUGCUAAAUUUGCAACACCUAGUGAUUAUUACGGGGAAUUCGUGAUCCCUAAGACGCAUAUGUUCGCUGCGGAAGGUUUUCCUGCCUCAUUGCGGCGUACACAGUAUCCUCUCACGCUUGCAUUCGCCAUGACUAUAGAUAAGAGUCGAGGCCAAACAUUUUCCAAAGUUGGUCUAUAUCUACCAAGCCGACAGCUCCGUGAUGGACACAGGUAUCUUGCCAUAUCCAAAGUGAAGGCCACAACUGGUGUUACCCAAGUUCUUUUCACUAAGAAAGACGACAAACCCCAAGAAGACGCUGAGAAUGUUGUCUUCAUGAAGUUGUUUCGUGGCCUUUAG
Camelina sativa (false flax) is the source of this 1299-nucleotide messenger RNA. The record is from RefSeq and is a predicted model, not a curated record. Lineage: Eukaryota; Viridiplantae; Streptophyta; Magnoliopsida; Brassicales; Brassicaceae.